This is a messenger RNA of Colletes gigas, 3765 nucleotides long. It is a transcript of the gene boss, whose product is annotated as protein bride of sevenless. Bases 1008 to 3590 code for a protein of 860 amino acids. Gene Ontology annotation, molecular function: adenylate cyclase inhibiting G protein-coupled glutamate receptor activity; sevenless binding. Gene Ontology annotation, biological process: G protein-coupled receptor signaling pathway; visual perception. Gene Ontology annotation, cellular component: membrane. The record is from RefSeq and is a predicted model, not a curated record. Lineage: Eukaryota; Metazoa; Arthropoda; Insecta; Hymenoptera; Colletidae. The transcript is spliced from 8 exons.
GAGUUCAGGAAAAGGACAUUGGGAUCGUGGAACGAAGCGUUAGGGUUAGGUCACUCAUGAGACCGUAGUCUGGAGGUAUCAGAAAAGGAGUCACCUGUCACACGUAGAGAAAAUUAAUGAUAUAGUCUAGAGAUAUUUGAAAACUUGGACGCCUACAAGUAGAUUCAAGGUUGACUAAGAGGAUCUAAGGUUUGCUAGGCCACCGCGCGUGGACGCAAUUGAGGUUAACCGAUCGAAGUUCGAUAGAUUGGCGGGGUCCGCGAGUCUCCGGGGCCCAAAGUUCCAGGACUAAUCAGACCCAACCUAGACACUUUGGAAAGUACACAGUUCGUUCCGGGUAUUACCCGUGUCAGAGUUCCCGUCGCCAAGUGAAUCGAUAAUGGUGUAUCGGACGCCAGGGGUGCAACAAGGGUUGCGAGGCUCGAGUGAAUCGUCGUAGGCUGGGACCCCGGAUUGGUGUGGCAAAAGUGCAGGUCGCUAUCAACGUGAAAUGUUGGCGACGAUAGUCGUAAAGUGGAAGGAGAACGUGUUCCAGGGCGAUCGUUGGUCCAACAGUGGGUCUCGUCACGCGAUUUAAUGGAUUCGAUCGGAGUUAAUGCGCUGCCCGGCGAGUCACGCUUCCGCGACGGAUCCUCGACGCUGUGAGCGACGUGUCCCGCGUGUCCUGGCGUCGUUUGCUAGCGUCGAUCUCUUGGCGGACGAUCCCGGUGGUCCCCGGAGGAUCGGUAGACGGGAAUCAUGGCUCCUCUUCCCGAUAGGAAGAUCCGGCGGGGCUGACGCGACCGGAAGUCGUUCGACGAUGGCGUUCGUUGUCCCUGGAAUCGAGUGAGACCGACUCGACUGCGAACAGGGGCUUCUAGACCACCCUCUCCCCCCUUGAAUGGGGUAUCGAUUAAACACGAAACAAUGACGGGAACCUGUUCUCGCUGGAGACUUUGCACGAGCCGCGGCAUGUUCUUCUGAGGGGGAGGACGUGUGUGUCUGUUGUGUCGCGCCAUCUGUUUUCGAUGACAAUCAUGUUGGCCAAGGUCGUGAUCUUGCUGAGCGUCCUGCGAUUCGCGCUGUCGCUGGAGGACCGAACCACGUGCGCGAAGAACCGUAGCAUGAUCGAGAUCCCCGGCGACGCUGUUCUGUCGUUAUUCCUCGACAUCAACUAUGGACCCUACUGCAACAUCACGUCUGCGAAGGGUCUCCAAGAAAUGUCCACGGCGUUCUACGUGGUACACGCUCUGAACAAGUACGAAUUCGUGCCUGGACUUCCACUAGGAUUAAAAAUCUUCGACACCUGCCACGACGAGAUGACGGUAUACAAACAGUCCCUGCAAGCAGCAGUGGACUCUGACUGCACAGAUCGUUACGAAUUGGGGAUCCUGCUGCCGACGGAGUACAGCACGAUCCUGGAGCCACUUCGUAAUUACAGUAUCCUGCCCAUCAGCACGUACCACGAACAGAAUCUGACGAAACCGUUGCUGAAUCUGUUGGUGCACUACCUGAGCACCAGGUUCGAGAGCAUCGAUCUGUUGCUGGUCGACUCGGAGUUCGCGUUGAAUUUCUUCCUGGACGCCACCAGGGAGGCCGGUGUCUGCGUGAAGAAUUACGCCAAGACCGUGGAGCUGGACGAGAACGACACGGAGGCUGUGAUCGCCGUGAUCGGAGGGAGGAACGAAGCUCGUCAGUGGAUCGAACGGGGCGAGAAGCUGCAAGGGCAUAGAAAAACAUGGAUCGUCCUUCCCCUGGACGGAUCGAACGUCGACGACCUCGUACCGCCAGGAUCGUACGUCGUGAGGGCGCCGUCCUUCGACCUGGACCCGCUGCAGGACGUCACCUCAACGGACGAUUUCCUGGCAGCGACCGGGAACACAGUGAUCCACUCGUCGCACCUUCUCGGCGUCGGGAAGGCGGUGUUCGAGCUGGCGCAGGUUCUCCAGGACCUACAGAGACGGAACUGCCACCGCGGAAUGGAGACAUCCUGCGUCCUGCCCCGCUUCAACCCCCGCGCUGGCUCGGAAAUACGAAACUCCGACGUAUACAAUGCCCUUCGUAUAUUGCCCAAGCUACACUCGAUCAAAUACAUCGUCGUGAUGAGGAGCCAAACCGAACUGAUCGACAUGGCCACCUACAGGGUGGAACCGGCCAACUUGAAAUUCAGGAUCACCCCCGAAUCGAGAUUGCCAAAAAUGCCAAAACUAUGCCUGAAGAAGUACGCGAAAAAUUGCGAAGAUUGCUUGAACUUUAAGAGGAGGGGCCUACGCGGUGUCACCAGAGAUACACUCGACAGGGGUUUAUUAAAGUCGGGCAACUGGAUACCAAUUUUCCUGACGGUGGCGGUGUGCGGCACGUUCGCCUGCGGCGUGAUUGCCGUCUUCAUUAUCUACCGCUUCAUCGCGGAGGACGUUCUCGAUGGGAAUCCCGCACUAACGAUCGUCCUGAUACUGGCGAACAUUUUCACUCUAUUGACGGUCCUGCCGUUCUGCAUGAACGACUACUACGUGGGUGCCGAGGCACUCAACUCCAGAAAGAUCCUCCUCACCACGCUUACCUUCGGAAUCGACUUCUCCGUGAUGCUGUCCAGAGCGUUCUUUCUGGUAUUCUCCAAGGGCGGUGUAUUCACAGCGCACAUCAACGGAUAUCUGCAGGGUUUGAUGGUGUUCUUCAUGUUCGGUGUACAAUUCGCCAUAUCGAUCAUGUUCUUCAUUCUCAGCGACGAGGACUCCAGCGUAGUCGUCAGGAGCCUCGUCUUCAUCGGCCUGCUAGGAUACGAUAUAUUUCUGCUGAUGACGCUGUUCGUGGUGUGCUUCUUUAUCGCCCGGCUGCCGCGCAAUUAUCGCGAAGGAAAGUGUUUCUUCGGGACUUCCAUCGGUCUGCUGAUAACCUGGGCCAUCUGGCUGACCUGUUUCAUCCUGGUGGAACCGGAAUGCCGCGACAUGGUGGUCUCAUUCGGCAUCGUCGCCACGGCGUACUUGAUCGUCAUCGGAGUUUUAAUUCCCAGGACCUAUUACAUGAUCACGCACCUGGCCAGAGGAAAGGAAUACGGCCAGAGAUUCGGCUCGACGGAUCUGGGCCCCGAUCCGAGGAUAAACACUAUUAUGAGGCAGACACGGCCGUUUUACGAUUACGUGCACCCCGCCGGAGGAAGCGUGACGAAUUUGCAGGUAGCCUCCGCGUACCCGAACUACUACGGUAGCUCGAGCCCGAACCAAAAGUACCUGGCCCAAACCAGGAGCCCGGACACGAGGAGGGUACCGGGAUAUAACAACUACGGAUUCCACACGGAGAUGCGAGAAGUGAAUAACGCUUACAAAAUACCGCAAGUCUGCAUCGAGGAUGCGGACUCAAGAACGAGCCCCGCGGAAAGGAGCAGCGUGAACUCCGCGUACGCACGACCCAAAUGCAACCGGAAGACGAAAACCAGGGACGAGAAAGACUGUAUAGAGACAGACGUCUACGUGGAGAGUAACCACGGAACCGUUCGCAGAUCCCACGACGAGAUCUAUCCCGCGAGAUCCAUCAGUCCCAGAUUGGCGCAAAUGGAGGCGACCAUCCGCGAGGAGGACGAAGAGGACAACGUAACGAGGAUAACGCGAUUCUGAGACUCUAAUCCGCCAGUGUUCAUAUUGUAGUCACGCGCCGCAUAGAGAACUGUGCUCCCGUUGAAAUAAAUCCUGUUGGUUCGUGUGAUCGAUUGGGCGGAUGGAAUUAUUUUUUUUCUUCUUUUAUCACUUAGAUUCUAUUAUAGCUCUAUCGAUUUCGUUCAAUAAGAAAUGU